Molecule: messenger RNA, 1218 nt
Organism: Drosophila obscura
Lineage: Eukaryota; Metazoa; Arthropoda; Insecta; Diptera; Drosophilidae
Exons: 3
Coding region: 35-1156 (373 amino acids)
Cellular component (GO): cytoplasmic microtubule
Source: RefSeq, a predicted model, not a curated record
AGGCCCUUCAGUGUACUUAUACAGCCGUCGGAUCAUGUCCCACCCACCAUUUCGUCCGAUACCCACGCUGAAAGGAAUUUUGUCAAUGCCGCGAUCUGUUCGGGGUCGCAAUUUUCUCAAAGAGAAUAAAUUGAGUUUGCGCCUGCUGGAGAAAUCAACAACUGACAAGAUAGCGGCCAAGGAACCAGUGCGUCCCACAUGGAUGCCAACCAUGCGCCGUGUGGGCUCUGAGGUACUAGACUCGAAAUCAGGAAAACCCCCACCGGCACCCGUAGCCAAACGAAACAAAAUCCAGGCCAAAACCAGCCGUAAAAACUCGCGUUCGUAUCAACAAUUGGGUGCGCCCGAUUCAGAGUGUAGCGAACAUUUUGCCGGCUUGGAAGGGCGCCGUACUGCGUUCCAUGACCCGUCGGAGCAAGCAGAGAAAGAUUUAGUAGAGUCGCAGGACAAUUAUUCAGAAUACUGCAGCUCUUGCGGCACACAACGCAGCGUCACAAGCAUUGGCACACAGACGGAGGAUAUCACCGAUGAGCGCUAUCUCACAAAUGCCCUAAAAAAAUGCAGUUUCGAUGCUGAAUCAAUAAUGUCCAGUCGCUACUACGAUAACAACGAAGACGGGGGGGAGCUGUACUCAUCUCGCAAAAAGCUGAAUGACUGGAACAUGAUUGACUUACCCGAUGAUGAUCUCAAAACCGAAGUCGCUUCGGAUGAGGAGGCACCGCUUAGUGCCCGCAGCCGCUUUACAGUGGCCACAGUGGCCUCAAAUGCCACCAGCACCACAUCGAUUACAUCGAAACGUCGCGAGCACAAGCUGGGCUCACGCGACCAAUUGCGUCUGCCGCGUUACUUGGAGAAGAAGAAGCGUCAAAGUGCCGCCGCUGCGGCCAAAGAGAUUGCCGAUGCACCGGAUCCGGACUGCCCACGCGGUCAUUGUCUGCUCACGGAGCAGGAACGUCUUAGCCACUUGAACAGCGCACAGAAGCGCUAUGAUGGUCUCAUCCGUGAGGUAAAUCACAUGCCCAUCACCUCACAGAGUCUGUGGGUGCGCACCCGCAAGGCCGAGAUCGAUAAGGAGCUGGAUAACGUCGAUGGGGAGAUCCGCUUCUACUCCAAGCCCAAGGUCUACAUCGACUCUGGAAAAUCCUCGUCUAAGUAAUAUCUGAUAGCUGUACACGCAACAAAAUCCCCGUUCAUUAACAUUAUUUUUUGGUUAUUAUA